GGCAAACGACAUUCCGGGGCCUGUGUUUGAUGUGUCCCCCAUCUCAUUCAAAAACGCUUCCUCCGAUGGACCUCAAGGUUUUUUCUUGCUUCAGAACACAAGCUCCUUUUUAUCCAAGAGUUUUCUCAGUGCGUUUCCUUUUUGCAUUCUCAUUUUUCUUUCUGUUUUUUGUGUUGUUGCAAUGUUGUGCAGUAGUAGUGGAUUUGCACGAGACAACCGAGGCGAAUGUUGAGGUCAGGGGUGAGUCCAACAGUCUUGGUAAACAGUCAAAGAAGAAAAGGGUGGCUGUCUCCCCAGACAAUGUGCCAACGAUGAAGAAGAUUAAGGUUGAUGCACACGGUGAUGCCUUACACCAUCAGUAUGUAAUGACCAGAUACAAGACAAGAAAACCAAAGAAAAACGAGCUUCUGCCCGACUUCAUUGAAAUAGAUGGCUUCCAUACAUCUCUCGAGAAUUUUCAUGCAUCUCUAAAGCCAAGAGCGGAGAUUGACAAUGAGGUCAUGACCUUAUACCUGAAGACAUUCAACUAUGAUCAGUCAGUGAAGAAGAAGAAGCCAAAAAAAAUUGUUUUCUCAGUGUUGAUGAGUUUGAAACUCAGUGCUGAGCCAGAUGUGUUUGAUCCGAAGGUGUGCGAAAAAGAAUUUAAGAAUGCUUGCUUACAAAAUCACAUUUCAAAAUCUGACCUAGUAAGUUCUUAUCUUGUUCCAUCUUGCAUUCUUUUUCUAUUUUUUUCAUUUUUUUUCUAAAUGGAUUUUCUGGUUCUGCUUUGUUUUGAUGCAUUGCAGCUAUUCUUCAUGGUUGUACACAAAAGGCACUGGGCAGUAGUAGUUGUUAACAUCACCCAAAAGGAGUUCAAUAUCUUUGACUCCAUUAGGAACUCGGAAGACCUUUUUGAGAUGGACAGGAUCACUAAGAAUGUGGUCGCAAACAUCAAGAGUGUUGCAAUGAGGGAGCCACUUUUUAAGCACAAUCUCGAGUCUUACUCGCUAUUCACCCCACUUGAUUACCCUCAACAAAAAACUUACUAUAACUGUGGCUACUAUAGUAUUUUAUACGUGGAGAAUUGGGAUGGCCUUGUUAUGCUGUCAUUUGGCGAGGAUUACAUCCCAAACCUUCGGAAACGCAUUGCAGCAGAUCUGUUGAGACACCCAAGCAACAAGUUGGACCCCGUGCAUCAGCUGAAGCUGCUUCUUCAGCGUUAGAUGGGUGUUUUCGAGCUUCUGCAACAGGUGGAGUCAUGGCGGCGGUGGCCUAGUACUGCUGACGCGAGUUAUUGUAGCUAGCUAGAGUGUAGUUGGGAGCAUGUUCUUGUCGCCAGCUCGAGUGUAGUUGAGAGCUUGUUCUUCUAGCCAGCUCAACUGAACUUUUUUCACAAUGCAACUCUGAAUGAAGCACAGGAAUGUUUCAGUGUGUGACUGUAUGCAAGGAUUUGUUUUUUGUGAAGCCUAUUCAAGAUUGUUUGUCAGCU
Molecule: messenger RNA, 1468 nt
Organism: Aegilops tauschii subsp. strangulata
Lineage: Eukaryota; Viridiplantae; Streptophyta; Magnoliopsida; Poales; Poaceae
Product: ubiquitin-like-specific protease ESD4
Biological process (GO): proteolysis
Molecular function (GO): cysteine-type peptidase activity
Source: RefSeq, a predicted model, not a curated record